AUGCCAUUUGAACUUCCGCCACUAUACGUGAACCCUUCCUUUUCAUGGGGACCCCCUGCGACUGAGGUUUCUAUUGAUGGGCAGCCCUUCCAGCUGCACUUCAAAAAGACCCCUCUGCACGCCGUCGACUGGUUGCCUGGGUUUCAAAAGCACCUUGAGGAGUCUGCCAAUGUGAAGCCUGGUGCCGCCUUUCGUGACGUCAUCGAGAAAAAUGAGAGGAAGAAGUUCGACAAACCCGACAACAAGAACAGGAAGGCGACCAAUUACAACUAUUCCCAAUCGAAGCAGCGUCGUACCUAUGAACGUGGACGGAAAAUCGUGGAGCUUCCUAACACGGUUCCUAUUCUUGGUGAGACAGCAAUAUAUGCUGAAUUCCUGCAGCACGAAAUGCUUAAGUACGAACACCCUCCUCUACCCAAGGUUGAAGACCUUUUGUCUUGUGGUCACCCUUUUGUGAACGAUAACGCCAUUAACAGCGCUAGCUGUGCACGCCCGCGUCCUCUCGACGAAAGCGCCUAUUCGGCGGCUUACUUUGAGCGGCCCGACGUUUUGGAUCCACACAUGAAGCAGCUCAUUCAUGAGAACGCCGGUAAGGUCCCACUGUUUGUCACCACGGACGAGGUGCUUUCCUUGAUCAUGUCUUCUUAUUUCUCCAUCCACCCGUGGCAUGUGACCGUGUCGAGCCCCUCGCGUUCCCUUAAGUUAUUUGUGCUUGAAAAGGAUGUGGACAGCAAUGUGGAUCGGCAAUGGGUUAGCGAGACAGCCCCUAAGGAUGUGGCCCCAACGGAAGAUGACGACAUAAUCUCAGAGCGCAUUUCAUCUCUUGGGGAGGAAUCCACAAGAGUGCAUAACUGCUUCAUUAAGCAGUCUUGUCUGCGCUCCCGUGGCACGGUCAGGCUCAGCGACAGAGUAGUCAAGAGCACGUUCACCGAUGUUCAUCCUCGCUUCUAUCGUUACCGCCGCUUCAUGAUGAACGUAGACACACCAUCGAAGCGCUACGACAUCAUCGUUCGCUGCGAGGUCGAUGCUGUGGAGCGCGACAACAGCUUGGUUCGACUCUUCGGUUUGUUGGAGCAGUGUCGGCCAGGGUCGACAAGUGUUUGGCGCAAGGAGUUGGACUCGAACAAAGCUUCUGCCCUGCCCAUGUCGUACAGCACCAACAAGGCUAAGAUAACCCGCUGGAUCGCGCUAUCGCACCUUUCUAGUGUUAAUUUUAUGAAGAUUGGUCUUGUGGCCCGCACGGAAAAGGAUAAUCGUAUCGAUCCUGAGCAUCAUGAAAUUGUAUCCGUUCAAUCUGAGGUUCCCUUAGUAUUGGCCUCACAUCUGGGCGUGCGGGUGCAAUCAAUGUGGGCAGUGGUGGAUACUAUUAUGCAGAAAAUCAUGGAGGAUCGAACUAAUGAUGGGGAUAUGGUCCUGGUGAAACCAAGUGGUAGCUACAAGAUCCUUCUUGCUGAAAAACAGGAUGAUGACGACGAUGAUGAAGAGGAGGAGGAGGAGGAGGAGGAAGAGGAGCAGACAGAAGAAGAGGACGACUAG
Phytomonas sp. EM1 is the source of this 1536-nucleotide messenger RNA. The record is from the annotation of a GenBank genome assembly. NCBI's taxonomy places the organism in Eukaryota, Euglenozoa, Kinetoplastea, Trypanosomatida, Trypanosomatidae.